UUUGUCCGGACUCUUCCGACAUCGACUAUAUUCGACAACCACUGGAGCAAAUUGUAAAUAGCAUUGGUAUAUAUUUUCUGUGGUCAUCGUUGUUCAUUUUAUUUUUGCUCCCAAUCUCACCGAUUACUGUAAGACUUCUGGUUAUAUUUUUAACCACGAAACACAGCCUUUCCGAUUACAAUAACACAGUAUUUAAUUGAUUUCAAAGUAUACAAUUUUUGAACGAACCUCAUCGUGACGAGACCGAAUCGGAAAAAAACCGCUUUUUCACUACGAUAAUUUUCUCGCACGAAGGAAACAAAUAUACGUGUCAAACAACAUUUAUCGAGAUCAAAAGCAAUCAGCAGUUGGAGGCUAUUUACAAAACGCAAAGGAAGUCGAGCUAAUAUACGGUAUUCAAUUUAUUCAAGUUCAGCGAAGUCUUGGCCAAGUGUCCAUUGGUGUUCAGUGGUCGCAAUUUGUAGCUAUUUAGAAAGUAAUUGUUGAGUUGUCAUGAAUGGCUGUGUCUGUGUUCAUGGUCAAGAAGUACUGAGCAAAAAUCCAUUCUAUCCAAUGGCCAAGACACAAGAUGAAACAUCAUCUAUUCCGAAUGGCAAUGAGAAUUCGCCAACAUGCAACAGAGAUGAAAUGUUCUCUGUGAGAUCAAGAAUUUUGAAGACACCACCAAAGAACAGUGCUACAUCUCUUUGUAAUGGAGACUUAGAUAAUUAUAUAGGGGAAGAAAGUAGUGGCGUUUAUUUUGCCAGAAAACUUGAUGAAGAGGAACAAAGAAUAUCAAAAUUAUGUUUUGCUGUCCAAUUACAAAUGUGGGAGAAUAGCCCUCCUGAGGAAGUCAAAGGUAAAAUACGAGCUGCAUCUGGGAAAGCCAGACUUCUUUUGUCAAGCAAAUUCAAACAGUUCAAAGAUUUAUGUGAUCUGAAUUCAGGUGUAAUAGCUUCUGCUGAUGGAAAAAUACCAACUAAAACAGAUUUAGAAGGAUUUUGGGAUCUUGUUAUGCUUCAGGUUGUGGAUGUUGAUUCCCAUUUUACAAAGAUUGAAAAAUUGAGGAGAAACAAUUGGAUUGAUGUAGAACCUGUAGUUGACCACACCAAGACUCCGAAAAAUCCAACUCUAAAGGACGGCAAAACGUCUCCGAAAAGAAAGAAUUCAAAAACCAAAGCAAGUGCAUCAAGAGGGGAAGACGCUAAAAAACGACAAGAAGCAAGGAAACGCCUGGCGGAAGCUAAGAAAGCAGCAAGAAAAAGACUUGUACAAAGUCCUAGCGAUGAUGGCGAUGUCAUUAUUUGCUCAACUCCGCCAAGAAAAUCUGAAUCUUAAGGUGACUGCCUACUAUAAGACAGCCCAAUGCAGUUACUGUCAUAUUGGUAUAAGUCAGCAUCACGAUUGAUUCAUGAAUCAUUCCAUGGAUCUACCAAUAGAUCUGCCAUCAUUCUAAUUCUGAUCUUGAAACGAAUCUUAUUUCUAUUUGUUAGUGUUACACUGUCCAUAUUUCAAGGGUGGUCACGUCAACUGGUUUGCUCUGUAGCACCAGCAAUUUCGCAUGUUUUAAUGUACAAAUAUCAACGAAACUAACAAACAAAAAAUAGAACAUUUUACAGCAUCAUGCAUGGUUAAUUUUAAUCGUGUGAACAUUUUUAACUAUAUGACAGUGACUGGUGGAAGCCAAAUAAAAGGAAUCUCGUUCAGGAUUGCGUGAUAUAUGCACUUGGGAUGUUGCUCGAAUUUAUAAAGCUUUCCGAAAGUCUCGCAACAUCCUACGCGCGUGGAUUACUUAAUCCUACAUGGAAAACCAUUUGGUAUUCCUUUUGUAAUUAAAUAAUUAGCUUGCUAAUCUUAUUAAUCAAUUAACAAUUAGGGUUUUGAUUUGUAACAAUUUCCUAUAUCAAUUCACAGCUCUUAACGGAGGAGCAUUUAUACUGUGCUUCUCUUGGGAAGCCGUUUCAAAAGACAUUGUUUUUGUCAAAUAUCUAUAUUAUGAAGUUUAUUUUAAAUUUUAUCAGAUGAUAUGAAAAUUUGUAGGUAUAUUAGUUGUAGAAGAAGAGUUAAGCUGUUUGUAUUGUAUCAAAGUCAGAAGCCAAAACUCUUAAAUAAGUACAGAAGUUGUAUAAGGGUGGUUUUACGCACAAGUUAAUUUUACCGAAACAAAUUUUACCAGCGAAAAAGGCCCUGUUUAAAUGGUCUUGUUUCACCUAAAGAGGUUAAGAUUUUGAUGACUUCGCUGUAUCAAGUCUUUCCUGGCGAAACCUGUCUUAGGAAUAAUGAAUUGUAGAGAAAAAGGAUAGGCAACUCAUUGAAAAUUGCUCUUAUUUUCUUCUUCAUAUUGUCAUUGUAAUAAUUAUUGCAACCUCACGGAAUUUACUUUAUAAUAAGUAUUUAUCCAAUAAAAACGAGUGCCAAGAUCUGGGAAGAUACUGCUAUGGUUGCCUAUCCUUUUUUAUGGUCUAAAUGGGUAUGGACCUCCUCAUUUUCGUAUGCAAAUUAUGUUUAAUAUAAUUGCGUGAUUUCUUUAAGAAGAUUUUAAUUUAUGAGGAUAUAAAUGAAAGAAUUGAGUAUUUGCAUGAAAACUUGAAGCAAAUGAAAAACGAACACGAUGCUGGGGAGGUAUGCCUAUUCCAAGCCUCGUAUUGAAAGAAAAUAUUAAACAAUUGUAUUUAUGG
Dendronephthya gigantea is the source of this 2657-nucleotide messenger RNA. Its product is annotated as disks large-associated protein 4-like. Gene Ontology annotation, molecular function: molecular adaptor activity. Bases 493 to 1317 code for a protein of 274 amino acids. Gene Ontology annotation, cellular component: glutamatergic synapse; postsynaptic specialization. The record is from RefSeq and is a predicted model, not a curated record. Gene Ontology annotation, biological process: signaling. Lineage: Eukaryota; Metazoa; Cnidaria; Anthozoa; Malacalcyonacea; Nephtheidae. The transcript is spliced from 6 exons.